AUGGCAGCUACCCUCCCCCCAAUAAUAUCACUAUCCGCCCUCCCCCUCACCGACCAACUCAAAGUGCUCGACACACUCUUCGAACCCUCCUCCGAACUACACAAUCUCCUCCAACCGAUUCUCUCCAACAACAAGGACCAAACAUUCACAUCAUAUAACAGCCUCAUCGACGCUAUCUACAGCCAACUAACAGCAUUAUCCGCAACAAGCGACCCACAGCAAAAGCAACUCUUAUAUGGCAUUCUGGGCUCCCAUCCCCGCCUCGGAGCAGCGUCCCCUACUGCGCAGGCGGGGUUGAGUGAAUUGAGUAGAAGAGAGCAGGCGAAUAUUAAUAAGUCGACUGAUCAGGAAGCUGCCGCGGAUCAGGCUGCGCGGUUGAGUGCGUUGAAUAAAGAGUAUGAGGAGACGUAUCCGGGUUUGAGAUAUGUGACGUUCGUGAAUGGUCGAGGUCGAGACGUUAUCAUGGUCGAUAUGAGACGGAGAAUUGACCGUGGAGAAUUUGAGCAGGAAGUUAGAGAUAAUAUUGAGGCUAUGUGUGAUAUUGCCAAAGAUCGCGCUAAGAAAUUACAAUCCAAUCUAUAG
This is a messenger RNA of Talaromyces stipitatus ATCC 10500, 582 nucleotides long. RefSeq lists its product as uncharacterized. NCBI's taxonomy places the organism in Eukaryota, Fungi, Ascomycota, Eurotiomycetes, Eurotiales, Trichocomaceae. The record is from RefSeq and is a predicted model, not a curated record. Bases 1 to 582 code for a protein of 193 amino acids. The transcript has 3 exons.